Molecule: messenger RNA, 563 nt
Organism: Pseudogymnoascus verrucosus
Lineage: Eukaryota; Fungi; Ascomycota; Leotiomycetes; Thelebolales; Thelebolaceae
Exons: 1
Coding region: 139-462 (107 amino acids)
Source: RefSeq, a predicted model, not a curated record
CUAAAGAUCACCCUAGAUGUCCGCCACAGCGUUGAUGAAGAAGAAGGCGACGAUGGCGACGAAGAUGUUACUGAGUUGACAGCGAAAUCUACGUUUAUAGCUAGACCAUCUGUAUCAUAAAUCACAGGCUGAAGCGCAAUGAACUAUUCCUCAUGGGCCUUGCACGGAUUGCAGCACAUGGGUGAGAUUACCCGGCUCACAGCGGAUAUCUAUCGAUUUGGGACGGGGAAUAAGAGUAUGCUGGGGCUAUGUAGCAAAAGUUUUAGGCAGCGGAAAGGCAUCGGUGGUGAAAAAGGUCGACGGUGGGUCGUGGCAGCAGUGAGAAGUGUUGGUGGUGGCCACUGGUCUGCCAAUGACAUCUUCACUGGACUUCAGUCGUCGCCGCCACCUGUUCCACUUGAUGGACUAUAUUUAUCAUCCGAUGUGUGGUCGGGAUCGUGUAGGGAUUGCCACCACAAUUGAAUGGAGGCACUUAAAGCAGACAUAAAGCAGAGUAUACCUGAUACUUAUAAUGGGGCCUUAUCGAAGCUCUUAAUGUCUUACCCACCAUGCAGGAGAUCGUC